AUGACCACCGCCGUGUCCCGUACCCAGGAGGCUGGUGCAUUCGCAGAAUCCUGUCACUACGGACAAGAAGAUAUAUUUCAGUCCUCGCAUCCGUCACUUUUUGGAACGGACUCCGCCCCCGAAAGCAUUGGUCUGGCCGUUAUCCGCGAUGACCACCGAGUCCAGCUUGUCCAGCCAGAUCUGGAUCCCAUGCUGUAUGUCUCCCAAUCCGGCAGUAUUCCCGUGGGAACCACUCACUGCGAGGAACGGAAUUUCGUUGGCAUUGGCGUUUUCGCCUUCCAAGUGAUCAGUUCAGUUAUUGGGUUGUCCCGUCUUCGAUGA
Molecule: messenger RNA, 321 nt
Organism: Aspergillus tanneri
Lineage: Eukaryota; Fungi; Ascomycota; Eurotiomycetes; Eurotiales; Aspergillaceae
Exons: 2
Coding region: 1-321 (106 amino acids)
Source: RefSeq, a predicted model, not a curated record